Molecule: messenger RNA, 3762 nt
Organism: Nematostella vectensis (starlet sea anemone)
Lineage: Eukaryota; Metazoa; Cnidaria; Anthozoa; Actiniaria; Edwardsiidae
Exons: 4
Coding region: 121-3651 (1176 amino acids)
Molecular function (GO): calcium ion binding; protein binding
Source: RefSeq, a predicted model, not a curated record
UCUUUUGUUAGAAUACACUUGAGCUAAUCAAAUUAAAUUAAAAAAACACAUGUUUUGCGUCUUUACCAUAGGCUAGAAGUCUAUUAGAAAGCGAGGAGUUUGUUAAGAAGACAAACCAUAAUGGCAGAUGCCGAGAGCUUCAACCCUGAAAUCCAGCAAAAAACAGUACAUCAAGUCGAAACCAACCUGCACAAUUUGAGCACCAAUGAGUCAAAGUUAAUCGCUGAAUCAAACAGUGAUUUUGAGGCAGGGAUAGUAGAAGUUUUCGGAGAUGCGAGUAAAGAUGAUAGUGAUGAUAGUGGAUGGGAUACGGACUUGGAAUGUGAUGACGAAAUGUCUACAUCAGGUCGUCGAAGUUUUGACUUGGCGGGAAAGUCGGCCUAUCUGAGAGCUUGCAAAACCCUGAACGUAACACCGAUUUCGUCUUUGCUUCAAAACAUCGAAAACAAAGAGAUAUCUUUGGCGCAUCACGGCUUAGGCCCGAGGGGAGCAAUGGCCCUCGCAAGGGCUCUCGCAAAGAGUACAACUGUUGAAAAACUCGACCUAGAAGAAAACAGACUACAAGAAGAGGGGGCAGAGUCCUUUGCCAAAAUGCUGAAAGAUAAUUGUUAUAUCACGGAAUUAAACCUUGCGGGAAAUGCAAUGAGCAGUCGAGGGGCUAAAGCGAUGGGCGAGAUCAUUGGUUAUAGUAAUUAUAUACGGAAACUAGAUCUAUCGUUCAACAAUUUCAUUGAUAAGGACGGGGAGGCUCUUUCUAAAGGACUAGCUGCCACAUUGACUCUCAAAGAACUUCGUUUGAGCCACAACUCUUUUUCUGAAAGCGGAGGUGAGCUUUUAGCCCCAGGUAUUGCAGCUAAUUACUCCGUUGAAUAUCUAGACUUAAGCUGGAACCAUUUGAGAAUGAAAGGAGCUAUUGCUAUUUGCAAAGCGAUGGGCGAGAACGCAUCGAUUCGAGUUCUUGAUUUGUCGUGGAAUGGUUUCGCCGACGAUGGAGCCGCCGCAAUGGGCAACGCACUACGACAUAACAGCACUCUAAAAGAACUCGACCUCAGUCACAACAGGAUCACUAAGAAAGGAGCAUUUGCGCUAUCAAAAGGACUCGCAGUUAAUGACGCAUUACGAGUUCUGAAAAUCGGCUUCAAUCCUUUUGAGAGCGAUGGCACGAUGGCUUUACUCAAAGCGAUGAGAAAUAAUGCCAAGUCAGCGAUGGAAGAAUUGCACCUGAAUAACAUAACCGUAGGAAAAGGGGUUAUAGAGUUCUUGGACGAAUACAUGAAGCAUAAUCCCAAUUUCCAAAUUACACUCGGUGUGUCUCCAACAGACAGGCGAGAAGCCAUGGAUGAUGACGACAAAAACGGAAAAAUAAAAUCGAAAAACCAGUUACUGACCAUUCUGAAGGAGUAUCUAAUCGAGAAGCGGUUACGGGCGGUCGAUCUUUUUAACUGCUUGGAUAAGGACAAGUCAAGAUCAGUGAGUCCGGAGGAGUUAAUUGAAGGGCUGAAAAGGGCAAGGAUUCCGUUGACGGAUUCCCAGCUGAAGAGGUUGAUCACUUUAUUGGACAAAGACGGGGAUGGGAUGAUUGACUACAGCGAGUUUGCUGCCGUCAACAUGUUCACCGUACAACAGGAAAUGGACGCUUUCUCAUCCGCCUGUGACAACUUUGGCCUCACCAUCAGUAUCAAGAAGACUGAAGUGAUGUAUCAGCCCGCCCCAGGAAAACCAUAUCAGGAACCAAACAUCACAGUUAAGGGGCAGCGACUUCAAGAUGUAGAAAACUUCACCUACCUCGGCAGCACUCUCUCCCGCAACGCCAACAUCGAUGCAGAAAUCAACAACCGCAUCGCGAAGGCAAGCAGUGCCUUUGGGAGAUUGAGGAAGUCAGUCUGGGAACGCAGAGGCAUCUCACAAUGCACCAAGAUCAAAGUGUACAGAGCAAUCGUCUUAACAACACUUCUCUAUGGCUGCGAAACUUGGACCAUCUACAGAAGACAUGAGAAACUUCUCCAGCAGUUCCAUCUCCGCUGUCUCAGAAACAUCCUAAAUAUCCGCUGGCAGGAUAGAAUCACAAACACUGAGGUUCUGGAGAGAGCAAACCUCCCCAGCGUCAUUACCACCAUGCGCAAAGCUCAGACACGAUGGGCAGGACACAUUCCCGUAGCAAUGGCAGGAGUAGCACCCACUUGUGACCGGAAUGCGACCAUCGAGCGAGUUGACAAGACACUCCGAGUCUUGACGGCAGGGGGACUGAGGGGCCAUCUCGGACGGCAGUCCGGUGUGACCAGUGCGCAAGCCCUGUUAUCGGACGGAAGUGAUAGUGAUGAAGAAGAGUGGGAUACCGACUUAGAGGGAGAUGAGCAACCCAAGUCUACCUACGACCCGACAGGGAGAACGCUCUACUUACGAGCCUGCAAUAAACUGGGUAUCGUACCAGCGUCCUAUUUCGUGCGUCACAUGACCAAUCCAGAGAUGACCAUGAUGCACCACGGUCUGGGUCCCGUUGGUGUUCAAGCCAUCUCAUUGGCUCUGCUUUACAAUACAACAAUAACAGUUCUCAACAUCCGGGACAACGGGAUUGGCGAAGAGGGCGGCGAGAUCAUUGCGAAGCUUCUUAGGGAAAAUUACUAUAUAACCGAACUGGAUAUAUCAGAAAAUCAGGUCGGAGCGAGGGGAACGCUGGAAAUCGCGGAGACAUUGAAAAUGAAUAAUACUUUAACGAAACUUGGUAUGGCGGGUAACGAUCUGAGUGACAAGGAGGCGGCGCUUUUGUGUAGUGCAUUAUUGGUGAAUAGCACAGUGACGCGUAUUGACCUGAGCGGGAAUAAGUUUUCUAACAAGGCUUGUGAGUAUAUUGGAGCCCUUUUAGACGAGAGUUACUCUCUUGAGUAUUUGGAUCUCAGUUGGAAUCACAUCCAAGUCAAAGGCGCGCAGCGGAUCGCCAAGGGCCUCGAAGGGAACAUGAAGUUAAAGACUCUGAAGUUAGCGUGGAAUGGAGUCGCUACGGACGGUGCCAUAGCGUUGGCGAAAUCGCUCGAGGGAAACACGACCCUUGUAGAACUAGACUUGAGUAGUAACCGGGUUGGCGAUGAGGGUGCAAUCGCAUUUGCACGUACGCUAAAAAACAAUUCGUCACUAGAAUCCCUCUACGCGGCGAAAAAUAAUAUCACCGAAAAUGGUGCAUGUUCACUUUUGAACGCAGUCAUGCAGAGCUCGGGUUCCACGAUGAUCAAGAUCGAUCUCACGGGGGCCAUCCUCAAAGACGACUUCCAUUCCCUCAUGGACGAGCUAAAAAUAGUAAAACCGGACAUGGUCGUUGUUACGGACAUUUGUCCAGAGCCGCGGUCGCGCGCGGACACGCCUGACCCGAGUACGUUGUUGAGGAAUUACCUGGCCAGGGAACACGUGCGAGUGGUGGAUCUCUUUCGUCGCCUGGACAAGGACCAGAGCAUGCAGGUCAGCGUGAGGGAAUUCGUGGAAGGGUUGAGGAAAUCGGAUGUUGGAUUGACAGCGUUUGAAGUUGAGAAGAUCAUAGAGUCCCUUGAUGUGGAUGAUGAUGGAGAGAUUGAUUACAGCGAGUUCGUGUCUAUUCAGGGAAUGUGGAAAAGCCCGGAAUCGAAGGGGGCACGAAGUAGGCGUGCGUCCAGAAAAAUUUGAACAGACCAAUGAGGCUAUUUGCGCGAAGAAUGCCUUAAUUCGGGGAUUACCGAUAUUUUACUCAGAGGCUUCUACGACUACUAGACUACUAACUGGAAGGGAACGCGGAAA